Molecule: messenger RNA, 1938 nt
Organism: Linum tenue
Lineage: Eukaryota; Viridiplantae; Streptophyta; Magnoliopsida; Malpighiales; Linaceae
Source: the annotation of a GenBank genome assembly
CAGAAUUCCAUUAUCCAUUCCCACCACAGACGCCGUCCUCUGUUUCCAGAGAUAGAACAUUACCAGACGAUGAGAUAAGUUUUCAUUUUCUCCUUUCUCCGCAUCUCCAACUAGAAAAACACUCCCAAAUUCUCAAACAAUGGCGACGGCGUCAGCAACAACAGGAGUUUUGCUGGGAAACACGGUGAAUUUUCGCCUCUCCAGCAACAACGCCCGCUUCCCAAGGCCGCCGCUGCCCACUUCUUCCUUCUCCAAUUCCGCCGCCGCUUCAGACCUCAGCUCCCUCACUUCCCAAUUGAGCGGCAUUCGCAUCUCCUCCGAAUCUCCCUGCUCCUUCCAACCCUUCAAGACGGCUCUCCAGCCCGUUGUCGCCCGGAGAAUCUGUCCGUUCACAGGGAAGAAAGCGAACAGGGCGAACAAGGUGUCCUUCUCCAACCACAAGACCAAGACGCAGCAGUUCGUGAACUUGCAGUACAAGAGGGUUUGGUGGGAGGCAGGGAAGCGCUGGGUGAAGCUCCGUUUGUCCACCAAGGCUUUGAAGACCAUCGAGAAGAAUGGCCUCGACGCCGUCGCUAAGAAGGCCGGCAUUGAUCUUCGCAAGUUGUAAUCCACUCAGAAAGCAAGUUUCUUUCUUUAAGCUUUUCAAGGUUGCCCAUUACAUUCAGCAGGUUUCGUACCUAGAAGACUCCAAUGUACUGAAGUUCAAAUUUAUGUUUCUAGUCAGUUGCUGCUACUUUCCUUUUGGAGGCAAAAUUGUUGUAAUCCUUCUAAUUGAGUGCAGAAGAGAUCGAUCGCCUUUGUUUUUGACGAGAGCUGUUUGCAAUUUGAUAUCUAGGCGGAGGAUGAACUAUGGGGUUCUGUCAUCCUCUGCAACACAGGUAGAGGUGACCCAGAAGCAUGAUCAGAAAAAAGACCAUAAGAGAUGAUGAACAAGGUAAACUGUUGAUAGUGUCAACUUACAUAUGUAUUGGAAAAGAUUGAUGAGAUGUGGUGGAACGCAAUCGAAGGCAGGGGUUUACGAUUUCGAGUACACGAGCACAGGAGCACUGCUAUCGGGUGCUAGUCCUGUGGAUUCUGGGGAUUCUCGGAACUCAGAUGGCGACUUGAGCUCAUUCAAAUGCACUGCUGGGUUUUCACUCUCAAACUCUGAUGAAGUGGAGAAUGGGUUCGAAGUGAUUUACUCUUAUCUUUUUAUUACCUUGUGAGUGGCUGCAAGUCUCAAGUCUGCAACUACUAUGAAAUGGAAUGCCAUGAGGUUUCGCUGCAACUGCGAGAGCAUGUUCAUUGUUCAACGCGACUGUCCUAUGAUCCUGCCUUCACACUCAGUAUGAGCUCCAACCACAACCUGCACCUCAAACAGGAAGCCUCUUUCUGAGUUUAAGCCAGUACUGCAUCAUAUUUGAACAACUUGUGAUCGAUAUAGUCAGUGCCUCACCAUGAUCGCUCCAGAAAUCAUGGCAGAUACUGCUGAAUCUGUUAUCACAGUUUGUCCUAAAACAUCAGGCAGUUAGAUCUCAGCUGAGCAGGAGGAUCCUUUGUUACCUAAGUGGUAGCCAAAUUGUUAACGGAUCAGUUGUGAUGAACAAUUACACAACUAAGAGGAGAAAAAAUGACAUUGCGGAGUUAACAGCAGGGAGUUUCAGACUUUGGAGCUACUUCAGCGACAAAAACCCUGAAAAAUCUGUUCUUUGCAGCACAAGAACAAAGGGUUAUUUGUUAGAGUAACUCUCAAGUUAAAGAGUUAUUAUUAGUAUUCAACGUUAGGGUGUUCUUGGGUUUGCUUGUGGUGGAAUGAGUUGUUAGUACGGAUCUGCCAGCAGCACCUUUGACUGUAUUAAUGUCUAGAGUGACGGUGUUAGCUUUACACCUUUAAAUCAAUGAUUUAUAUUUUGAGAAUGAAAUUCAAUUCUUUUUAAAAAAAAUUAAUUUCAAACUGGC